Alternaria postmessia is the source of this 1596-nucleotide messenger RNA. RefSeq lists its product as uncharacterized. The transcript has a single exon. Lineage: Eukaryota; Fungi; Ascomycota; Dothideomycetes; Pleosporales; Pleosporaceae. The coding region runs from base 1 to 1596 and encodes 531 amino acids. The record is from RefSeq and is a predicted model, not a curated record.
AUGGGCUUCAAGGUGCAACCCUUCUUCCGCUACGAACCUCUCGAUCAUUCUCAUGACUCUUUCCGUCUUUGCAGGCUCCUCUCUGGCGUCGGGGACACUCCAAUACACUGCGAGCUCACCCACGAAACCAUUUCCGCUCAGACUGACUGCUACAAUGCGCUGUCAUACACCUGGGGUAGUGCGACAGAACAGCGCUGGAUUCGUUUGAAUGGAAAACCAUAUCAUGUUCAGCCCAGCCUUAUGCACGCGCUCAAUGCCAUCCGAAGGAGUGAUGAAGCGGUUACAAUCUGGAUUGAUGCUAUUUGCAUCAACCAAGGAGUGACUUCAGAGCGAAACCAUCAAGUUGCCAUGAUGGGUGAUAUUUAUCGAAACGCGAAAUGCGUCCUGGCCUGGCUGGGUCCAGCGGCGGAUGAUAGUGAUGCAUACUUCGACUACUUAGAGAGCUUGGGGACCGCCGAGGGAGACGAGAAGAAGAGAAUUGAGGAGGCAGGGAAACGUGCCGUAGUCCUCCUGAACAAACGACCGUACUGGCGCCGCGCCUGGAUCAAGCAAGAACUCAUCCUCGCCAAGGACAUCACCAUUUACUGCGGAUCUAGGUCUAACGCGGCGGAAUCCUUUUUCCUGUUCGCAAGUUUAUUAACCUUCGACGAAAUUUAUGGUUACGACGACUACAUUUCCAUGAUAGAUUUGCACAGGACUACCAAGGGAGAACGUAAGACACUGAAACAAUUGUUACACAGAUAUGCCAAUUCUGAGUGUUCCAAUCGUCUUGAUCGGGUCUUUGCGCUGUUAUCAAUGGCUUCGGAUUGCAUAGGCAUGGAGAGCAGGCUCGUGGACUACAGCCUUACUCCGUCAAUGUUGUUCUUUGCGUUGAUUGCCCAUUUCGAGCCCUCGAACGUUUUGUCAUUUGCUACAAUCUUACAAGAUGUAUUAGACGUGCGUCGAGCUGAGCUUCUGGAAUACAUGUCCUCAGUAUCUGAAGACAUCACUCGCAAGCCUUCCUCCCCCAUGGAGAAGCUAGCCAUCGACUAUAUUCACAGAGUAAAGGACUACAUGGUUUCGAUUGCUUCUGGUAUUUCGGUAUCGCAUACGGAGUUCAUUACUCAGUCCUACAACGCCAUUCUCCCAUCAAAACUCCCACACGAACACAUAGUGUUCCGAAUUAAAGGCACCAAUUUUGUCUUGGGAUUUAUACCCUCGCUAUUCGGGCUCCACUUUCGAGCCGUCUUUAAGAAGAGGGAGCACGUCGAAGCCGGGGAAGCUGAUGGAAGUUGGGAAAUCUACAACCCGCCCUUCAGAUUUGAGCAGGUCUGGAGAUACGUGGUCCUUCCCAUCCUUGUCCUCGACAAAAACGGUCCACAUCUGAUGGAUCCAGAUUUGAUCGCGCCGGUAAAAGACGCUGUUGUCGGAAAUCACGGUCCAGAUGCCGUGAAACCCAGUAUUGACAUAAUCUGUUACACCUUGGCUGAGCUCGGGCGAAGGGACAAGUUCAAGAACGGAAAACUUUGUUUGGUUGAUUGUCGAUAUGUGGUCAGUACUCUGUACGGGUACUCGCUGAUGCGGCCGCUUGGGUUUAAGGACCCGAGCGAUAAGUGA